Striga hermonthica is the source of this 312-nucleotide messenger RNA. NCBI's taxonomy places the organism in Eukaryota, Viridiplantae, Streptophyta, Magnoliopsida, Lamiales, Orobanchaceae. The record is from the annotation of a GenBank genome assembly.
AUGGAUCGGGCGCAGGUACUGUUGGUGGGUCUACCGUUAUUCCUCUUAUGCUCCGACAUCUUCCACCUCUUUUCUCCGCCGCCUGCGAAGCCCGCCGCUCCCCACCACCACCAUCACCACCACCGUUACCAACCAGAUUCACAGCCAAUUAUCCAACAGCAGCAGCCGUCGCUUGAGUUCCCGACUCAGAAAGCUAGCGGGAUCGGUUUUGGAAACUCGAUUAGCAUCGGCUUCUGUUCUUCCUGUUCUUACAGAAGUAGAAUACUCGUGCCUGAGGAAUAUAGAUUGGGCACACCAAAGAGGAUCUCCUGA